AUGAUCAGGAUCAGGAGGAAGAAGCUGUGGGCGUCCUGCUUCUGCUUCACAGCUGCCCUUUUCCUCGUGGCGACGCUCCAGGUGAUCACUGAACUGGGCAAUUCAGAGAGGAAGACUGCAGUACAAGGUGGCCUUUUAAAGCCUGAGCAGAGACCUGCUUUUCAAUUUAAGAAGCAAGAACUUCAUGGCAACUUCAAGACGGAGACUGAGAAAGGGACUGAUGGAAAUCACUACCCCAUCCUGCUCUGGUGGUCUCCCCUGACUGGAGAGACAGGGAGAUUGGGUCAGUGUGGAGAGGAUGUUUGCUUCUUUACUAUCAACAGGACCUACCAGCACCAUCAGAUGACAAGAGCAUUUCUGUUCUAUGGUACUGACUUCAGUGUAGGCAGCCUGCCCCUCCCUCGUAAAGGCCAUCACGACUGGGCCCUUUUCCAUGAAGAGUCACCGAAAAACAACUACAAGCUCUUCCAUGAACCAGCCAUCACCUUAUUCAACCACACUGCAACGUUCAGCCGUCAUUCGCACCUACCGCUGACCACUCAGUACCUUGAGGGUAUCGAGGUUCUGAAGUCCUUGAGGCACAUGGUCCCUCUGCAGAAGAAGAACAGCUUGAGGAAGAGGCUUGCACCGCUUGUGUAUGUGCAGUCUGACUGCAACCCUCCUUCUGACCGGGACAGCUAUGUGCGUGAGCUGAUGUGCCACAUCGAAGUAGACUCUUAUGGGGAAUGCCUGCAUAACAGGGACCUUCCUCAGCCUCUCAGAAAUCCGACUGCCAUGGAUGAUGGGAACUUCUAUAAAAUACUAGCACAGUACAAGUUCAUUCUUGCCUUUGAAAAUGCUGUUUGUGAUGAUUACAUCACUGAAAAGCUUUGGCGGCCACUGAAACUGGGGGUAGUACCAGUGUACUAUGGCUCUCCCAGCAUUGUGGACUGGCUUCCUAGUAACAAGAGUGCAAUCCUGGUAUCUAGAUUUUCACACCCUCGGGAGCUGGCCCACUACAUCAAGAGACUGGAUAUGAACGACCGAGAGUAUGAGGCUUACCUUGAAUGGAAACUGAAAGGGGACAUUUCCAACCCCAGGCUGCUUACAGCAAUGAAGGAACGCAAGUGGGGAGUGCAGGAUAUCACCCAGGACAAUUACAUUGACACCUUUGAGUGCAUGGUGUGUAACAGAGUAUGGGAAAACAUCAGGAGGGAAGAAAAGGGAUGGCUGCCACAGACCUGGAAUGCUCAGGUUAAUCACCUCAGUUGCCCCAAACCUGAAACCUUCUGGUUCUCAUCUUCAAACACAGGCCAGCCUUCCGUCCGAGAGAUGUGGAUCUCCAGCUUCGAGCAAUCCAAGAAGGAAGCCCGAGCACUGAGACUGCUGGUGGAAAGGAACACAAAUUUUACAGCUGAGGAAUUUUGGAUGCUUGUAUUCAGAGAAUAAACACAACAACCAGUAAAAC
Tinamus guttatus (white-throated tinamou) is the source of this 1447-nucleotide messenger RNA. It is a transcript of the gene POFUT3, whose product is annotated as protein O-fucosyltransferase 3. Gene Ontology annotation, molecular function: alpha-(1->3)-fucosyltransferase activity. Gene Ontology annotation, cellular component: Golgi membrane. The record is from RefSeq and is a predicted model, not a curated record. NCBI's taxonomy places the organism in Eukaryota, Metazoa, Chordata, Aves, Tinamiformes, Tinamidae.